ACAGCAUACCGGCUGUCAAAAGGGGCAACAAAUGUAAACAACACGUUCAAAAACCGUGCCGGCAGAAAGCAUUUUCUCGUUUAAUUUCCAUUUUAAACACACCUUCCGUAAUGUUAUUUCGUGCAUUUCAUCGCAAACUACACCGUACGCUCCGACAGCUCGGAACCGAUGCCAAAGUCCCACCCGUUGGUACGGAGAAGGUGAAGGAACUGCUGGAAAAUGCGGCCACCUUCGAGGACAUACAAUCGGCAGAAGGAACGGAUGGCGAGUGGGCCACACUUCCGUACGUGGCCGGCACCUACAUAAACCGCGACCAGUCCAAAAAAGCCGUUCGACCAAAGAUAGAUCCACGCGAAACGAACGUGAUUCUGUUUCCCGGCCAGGGCACACAGUACGUGGGGAUGGGCUCGAAGUUGCUAAAGUUCCCGGGCGCUCGUGACAUUUUUGCCCUAGCGAACGAGGUGCUAGGAUACGAUCUGCUUAAAAUCUGCAUCGAAGGACCGAAAAGUAAGCUCGAUCAAACGAAAUACUGCCAGCCGGCCGUGAUGGUAACAUCGCUGGCCGCUCUCGAACAGCUGCGCGAGGAACGCCCGAACGCGAUUGAAAAUUGCUUCGCAACGGCUGGCUUCAGUUUGGGCGAACUGACCGCACUCGUGUUCGCCGGUGCGAUACCCUUCGACAAGGGGCUUCGGUUGGUGCAGAUCCGGGCGGAAGCCAUGCAACUUGCCAGCCAGCAGGCGAAGGGUGGCAUGGCAACGGUACUGUUCGGAGCGGAUGGACGCAUUGGGGAGGCAUGCAAGGAGGCACAAAACUGGUGCAUCGAGAAGGGUAUCGAAAGUCCGGACUGCCGGGUCGCGAACUAUCUCUAUCCCGGCUGCAAGGUGCUGGCCGGCAAUGAGGAAGCACUACAAUUCCUCGAAGCGAAUGCGAAACGGUUCAACAUACGCCGGAUAAAGCGGCUUCCGGUAAGCGGCGCAUUCCACACCGAGCUGAUGCAAUCGGCCGUGGAACCGUUUGCUGCGGCGUUGCGGAAAAUUCGCGUCGAAGAGCCACUCAUCAAUGUGCACUCGAACGUGGACGGGAAGUGUUACAAGAGUGCGGGCCACAUUGUGGGCCAGCUGCCGAAGCAGAUUGUACGGCCAGUUAAGUGGGAGCAAACGCUGCACAUCAUGUACGAACGGAAGCAGGGCGAACAUUUUCCGCGCACGUUCGAGUGUGGACCCGGGCGAGGGUUGAAGGCGAUCCUGAAGCAGGUGAAUGCGAAGGCAUGGGACACGACGCUGAAUGUGGAAGCGUAGUGCGGGGUAGAACCGAGAUCCAAACUAGGGGUUUAGUUAAUAGAGGAAUAAAAAAGUGUAAUCAAGUAAAUAAA
This is a messenger RNA of Anopheles stephensi (Asian malaria mosquito), 1372 nucleotides long. Its product is annotated as probable malonyl-CoA-acyl carrier protein transacylase, mitochondrial. The record is from RefSeq and is a predicted model, not a curated record. NCBI's taxonomy places the organism in Eukaryota, Metazoa, Arthropoda, Insecta, Diptera, Culicidae. The coding region runs from base 111 to 1298 and encodes 395 amino acids. The transcript has a single exon. Gene Ontology annotation, molecular function: transferase activity.